Messenger RNA from Paramuricea clavata, 648 nucleotides. Lineage: Eukaryota; Metazoa; Cnidaria; Anthozoa; Malacalcyonacea; Plexauridae. The record is from the annotation of a GenBank genome assembly.
AUGGCGCCAGUUACAAUUCGGUUUCGAAUUGAUCUCCAGAAUCUAUGGGCCGCUGGUUAUCAGUGGGAUGAGUUAUUGCCAAAUGAAGAAAAGUUCAAAUGGCAAAAGAAUGUCGAGAUUAUGAACGCCCUUCUCGGUACCCACCUGGAAAGGUGCCUAAAACCUGAAACCUCGGUAGGAAGUCCACAGCUCCAAGGAUUCUCAGACGCGGGAGAAUUAGGAUAUGGUGGAGCCCUCUUCCUUCGGUGGGAAUUGGCGGACGGCAAAUUUACUUCCAGAUUUGUUGCAGCGAAAGCCCUGGUUGCACCACUGAAGAAGAAGACCAUACCGAGACUAGAGUUGAUGGGUUGCUUGGUGCUGAGUCGACUAGCAGCUGCAAUCGAACGAGUCUUGAUGAUCGACCUGGUUGACAAAUUCUGGUGUGAUUCAACUACAGCCUUGUCCUGGAUAAAAAGCUCGCCAGCAGAAUUCAAACCAUUCGUGAGUGUCCGAGUCGCUGAGAUACAGGAGAAACAACCAACUGCUGUUUGGAAUUACAUCACCUCGGAAGCCAAUCCAGCGGACGCACUCACCAGAGGGAUAAUGCCUGAAGAGCUCCAGUUAUGGCAUCAUGGUCCUCAAUUUAUCCAAAAGCCAGAAAACGAUUGA